Molecule: messenger RNA, 2249 nt
Organism: Ictalurus furcatus (blue catfish)
Lineage: Eukaryota; Metazoa; Chordata; Actinopteri; Siluriformes; Ictaluridae
Gene: skap1
Product: src kinase associated phosphoprotein 1
Exons: 12
Coding region: 231-1370 (379 amino acids)
Cellular component (GO): cytoplasm; plasma membrane
Molecular function (GO): protein binding
Source: RefSeq, a predicted model, not a curated record
ACUUGCAACAUUUGUUUAACCAAACUAGUUUCAGUUUCACAGCAUAGACAUUCUGUGCUCUUCCUCUAACACUCAGAGCAUGUGUGUGGAUGUCUGUGUUGCCACACUGUGUAGCGUCUUUUGGUUCAUUGAAGAGACAACAAACUCCCUCAGAACAGCUUUUCUAUAAAGAAAUAUUAGAAGACAGGACCUUUCAAAGUUUUUAGUGGAGUCUUACAUUCAGAGAAUUAAUGGGGACGAUUUCUGAUGACAUCAGAAGGCUUCUCGAAGAUUGUGAGCUGUUUGUCUCAAGUAUUUUGCAGGAUGAGAACCUCAGUAGACAUGCUCAAGAAACAAGAGAAAUACUACUAAACAACUUUCGUAUUGUCCACAACAGAAAUCCACAGGCAUUUCCAUACAGAUCUGAUGUUAGACAUGAGGACAGUUCAGAUGACAACCAUAGUAGCCUGGGACGUUCUGCCCCUUCUGACGAUCUGUCUGUGGCAUCUGACUAUCAGGAGGACACUGCGCCUGAAUAUUUUGGAGAUAUUCCCACGGUGGCAGCACAAGACCUGAAUAAUAUUCUGAAGCAGGGCUAUCUGGAGAAAAAAAGACGUGAUCAUAGCUUCUUCAGCAUGGAGUGGCAGAAAAGGUGGUGUGUCCUGAACAAUACCAUAUUCUACUACUUUGGAAGUGAAAAAGACAAACAGCAGAAAGGAUCUUUUUAUAUCAAUGGCUAUAGUGCAGAGCUGGUAUCCAACUUGCGUAAAGACUCCAAGAAAAACUGCUGCUUUGAGAUGAAUGCUCCUGGAAGGCGUUCUUACCAGUUCACUGCCAGCAGCCCCCGUGAGGCCAGGGAAUGGGUAGACCAAAUCAAUUUUGUCUUAAAGGACCUGAGCUCCAGCUUCAUCCCCUUUGAUGAUGAUGAGGAAGAGGAAGAGGAGGAAGAAGAGGAGGCAUAUGAUGAUAUAGAAAGGGCAGCAACUCCACCACCACAUCCUGCAGGUGUGGUCUCUACAGCUUCCCCGGCUCCAGUACCACCACCUGGUAGCCAGGAGGUGAAGAAGGACAGAGCAGGGGCAGCCAGAGAGGAAGAGGAAGAUGAGGAAGAGGACAUCUAUGAAGUGCUGCCAGAGGAUGAACUCUCCGACCAGUCUGAGGAGAGCACCAAGAGAUACCAAAGAUCAGAUCCAUCAUCAGAUUAUGCCAAUUACUAUCAAGGCCUGUGGGACUGUGAGGCAGACAAGCCAGAUGAGCUCUCGUUUCAAAGAGGAGACCUCAUCUAUAUUCUGAGCAAGGAGUACAACAUCUAUGGCUGGUGGGUUGGUGAGCUGCAUGGUGAUAUUGGCAUUGUACCCAAAGACUUCUUGCACCCUGCAUAUAUUAUUUAAGCUGUUAAAGUAUAUAAAGCCCCAGUUCUUAGGCAUGGACCCCAAACAGUCUUCAAGCCUCACCAGAAUCACCACAGAAGUGUGUCACUGAUGUUUACUACAACCCACAGAACAGAGGACGCUAUUUUACACACAAAAUUAACGAGAAACAACAUAGCUUGUGCAGGUAAAUGAAAAGUUUUAAAUGAGUGCAAAGUGAAUAUGAUGGACGACAUUCUCCCAACAAAACAAAACCAGCAGGAAUUAAUGCUGAAUUUUGUGUCUGCUUAAAUAAACUGCUAUAGUCAGAGAGAAGUGUGUAAAAGUGCCUUAGUCAAUAUAAACCUCUGUUGCAUGAUGUAUUUACUUGAAAGUAUAUUAUAUGUAGUACAUAAUUCCUCAUCCAGUAUACCCACACAAUAAAAAAAAGAGGGGGGAGGGUGCAUUUUGGCUGACAGGAACAGAACCUGAUGUGGUCUUCGAUUGUAACUCAUCCACCCCAAGGUUUGACAUGUUCUGUAUACUGACAUGCUUUUCUGCUCAUAAUCAUUGUAGAGUGGUUAUUUGAGUUACUGAGCCUCCCUAUCAGCUUGAAUAAGUCUUACCAUUCUUCUCUGACCUCUCUCAUCAACAGUGUUUUCAUCUCGAUGUUUUUUGUACCAUUGCGCAUGAAAACCCCAAACGAUCAAUUUUCUGAAAUACUUUAACCAUGCCAUGGUCAGUUACUGAGAUCACAUUUUUCCCAUUCUGAUGUUUGAUAUGAACCUUAACUGAAGCUCCUGACCUGUAUAGGCAUGGUGUUAUGGAAGCAGUACAAACCGUAUGACAAUUGCACAAAUGAGGUGUGUAUGUGUUCCUAAUAAAGCGGUCAGUGAAUGUAUAUCAACUGAUAGACAGAGA